CUGAACUAACCCGGGUUACCGGGACAGGACCCCCACAGAAGGCCCUGUUUCAGUGGAAGUGUGCCUGGGAGCGAGGAGAGGCGAGCGGGUAUCUAUCGUUCUGCUGUCCGUAGAAACUGAACCUUCAGCCCGCUGGUUUUAUGGUUAGCUCGCUAACCAGCCCGCUCCUCCUCCAGCGGAGUCUGCUGCGCACGAAAAAAUACGCAGCGUAUGACUGCACGUAUGUUACGCGUCUGUGUUUGUGAUGAAACGGCAUCAUGGCGGAGCCCACUGUCCGCUUGCCCGGGAUCGUUUUAGCUUCCCUCAUGUUUCAGCACGUUAACAGUGACUCCGAUGUGGAGGGGUUGAUCCUCGGAGAGAGCAGGUUUGACGAGCAGGUCACCAUCAGCGACUCUCAGGCCGAUCACAUCCACAUCGAGGAAACAUACAACGUCCAGAAGCACAUCGCCUGCCACAGACUGAACACUCUGUACAGCAGUGAUGGACAGGUGAACGCGGAGGAGCUACACAAGCUGCUGGCAGAGAACAAGCAGCAGAGCGUGAUCGGCUGGUACCGGCAGCGCAGGAACUCGGAGCAGCAGAUGACCUUCAGAGAGAAGCUGGUGCACGAGAACCUGAAGAGCGCUCUCUCCAACCCUCACAUGAUCUUUGUGCUGCUGACUCCCACCAAGACGACACCUCCAGGCUCCACGCACAGGAUGGAGUACUCGGCCUUCAUCUCUCGCAGCAGGCACUUCAUGAACGUCCCCGUGCUCAUCACCAACCUUGGCCUCCUCGAGCAGCUUUCUUACUGGAAGGUGUCGGCACCGUGCUCUGCAGCUGGUUACAGCCUCACGAUGAAGAAACACGGGUCAAAGUUCUUCUGCUCCAGCGGGCUGCUAAAGGAGGUGAACGAAGUGAAUAAGAUGAACGACUCGCUGCAGGCGGAGCUGCAGAAAACGUGCAGAGACGUGGAGGAGAGCGAACGCCUGGUCGAAAUGCUGCAGACGGAGGUGUCAGCCCUGAGGACGAAGCUCAGAGAGAGGCAGCAGAGCGAAUCAGGAAAAGAAAGCGCCGCCGACCCCUGCGAGCCAAGGAAGAACCGGCUGCUUCAGGAGGCCGUCAGGGCGCUGCUCGCCUCCUCGCCGCUCUUCCACACUCAGACGCUCACGCUGCAGGGACUUCCUGUUCCUGACCACACAGACGACAUUUCCAUAACGACAGCGAGGGAGGCGCCGCCGAGCGCAACAAACUACCGUAAAAGGUUGAGGGAAAUGCUGCCAGAGAAGGAGAGGAAACGCAGGAGGAGCAAGAGCUGAGUCCAGGAUGUAUCCAAGUUCUGUCGGAUGUUUUUGGAACCGGUCUGUUUAAAAGAAGUUAUUGAUAAAGUUUAUUUCAAAAAAGGACA
This is a messenger RNA of Neolamprologus brichardi, 1387 nucleotides long. It is a transcript of the gene abraxas1, whose product is annotated as abraxas 1, BRCA1 A complex subunit. Gene Ontology annotation, molecular function: polyubiquitin modification-dependent protein binding; microtubule binding. The record is from RefSeq and is a predicted model, not a curated record. Gene Ontology annotation, cellular component: nucleus. Gene Ontology annotation, biological process: mitotic spindle assembly; protein K63-linked deubiquitination; attachment of spindle microtubules to kinetochore. Lineage: Eukaryota; Metazoa; Chordata; Actinopteri; Cichliformes; Cichlidae.